This is a messenger RNA of Amphimedon queenslandica, 1314 nucleotides long. RefSeq lists its product as uncharacterized. The transcript is spliced from 9 exons. Gene Ontology annotation, biological process: metal ion transport; cell communication. Lineage: Eukaryota; Metazoa; Porifera; Demospongiae; Haplosclerida; Niphatidae. The coding region runs from base 7 to 1314 and encodes 435 amino acids. The record is from RefSeq and is a predicted model, not a curated record. Gene Ontology annotation, cellular component: membrane.
AAUAUUAUGGAGUUAUCAGAAGUGUUUACAUGGAGACUCAGUGUUAAUGAUUCUAGAGUUAGACUAGAUCCUGACACUCAAUUAGUAAGACUUGACAAUCGAGAUGUUUUCAGUAUUGGGUUUAGAGAACUAUAUGUUACUAUAAGAGAAGGAGAAGUUGCCUCAUUAACUAUAAAGCAGAUAGGAGAUGAGACUGGUGGUCUAGACAUUGGAGGCUUUCCAGAGAAUCGUUUGAGUCAAAUUCGAUUGAGAUACGUAUCUGGGACUGCUACAAUUGAUAGUGAUUUCUCUCUUAAUACUACUGUGCCAAGAUUGACCUACAGAGCCAAUAAUACACUGAAUGAUGUUCCAUUUCAGCCUAUCACUAGUAUUGAUGAUAAUAUCAUUGAGGGAGAUGAAACAAUAAGAGUCAUCAUAUUACCUGGUGGUGAUAACGUUGUACAAAUAUUGAGAGACUGGCAGACAGCUACUAUCACCAUUAUUGAUGAUGACUCUGGUGUGCUGUCAUUAGAAAGAGCAACAUAUGAUGUAAUUGAGAAUGAAGGAACUGUAGAAAUAUGUGCUGUACUAACUGGAGGAGCAUUAUCUGAAAAUACAACAAUAGACAUAAGACCUAGAGAUGGCACUGCACAAUUCAGGAGUGACUAUAGUACUCGUAGAAUUCGUUCAAUAUUACCUGCAUUUACAAACAGGACAUGUGGUAGAUUUGAUAUUAUCAAUGAUACCAUUAGAGAGCCACUGUCUGAGAACUUCACCAUAGCAAUAAGUAAUAUUUUUCCAGAAAAUAGUGAAUUAAUGAUAAACCCGACUCCAUCAUUCAUCAGAAUACAAGAUGAUGAUCAGGCUGAAGUAAGGUUUGCUAUGGGUCAAGCUACAUUCUCUGAAGGAGGAGGAAAUCAAUCAAUCACUGUCAUACUAGAUGGAGCACAAUUGACUCAAGCACAAACCAUGGAAAUUUACAUUGAUGAUGGAACUAGCAAUGGAAUAUCACUUGGUAAUAUCACAUUCGGUACUAAUGUUAUAACACAGAAUAGGAGCAUCAGUUUUCCAGUAGUUGAUAAUAGCAUUGCACUGGAACCUGAUAAACAUUAUCUACUAAGAUUAAGGAACAUUGGUAAUAUAGGUUUAGGUAACCCAGGAACAAUGAAUGUGACUGUAGUGGAUGAUGAUGAUGUUACUGUGAGUUUUGCGCAAUCAUCUUACAGUUAUAGUGAAAGUCAUGGAACUGUUAGUAAUAUUCAGGUCCAACUAAACAAUCCGAUUGCUCAAGAUCUGUCUGUCAACAUUGGAGGAGCUUCUCUACUGUAUCAAUAA